UCUGUGACCCAGGACACCGGCGAGAAGAAGAAAAAGAAGAAGAAGAAAGGACAUAGAGUAGGACAGGAUUCCACCAUCUCAUUUCCUUCAAACUAAGACAAACGAGGUCAUCUGAAAGCCUUCUUCCAGAAGAGAGAGAAAAUUAAAGAGACAAAUAGAAAGAUAGGGUUACAGGGGGGGCAAGGAAACAGAAAGAAAGUGAUAGCCUAAUUAUCUGGUGUGGAGUUGCUACUAUGAGCCUGGUGGUCUUAUUCUCAGUACUCUUGGUGUCUCUGAGUGGCUGCAGAUGUGCUGUCAUCACUGGGGCAUGUGACAGAGACAUCCAGUGUGGCAUGGGGCUGUGCUGCGCAGUCAGCCUGUGGCUGAGAGGCCUGCGGAUGUGCACGCCACAAGGUCUAGAGGGAGACGAGUGCCAUCCUUUCAGCCACAAGGUACCUUUCCCUGGGAAGAGACAGCAUCACACCUGCCCCUGCCUGCCUCAUUUGGUGUGCACCAGAUCUGCAGAUAACAGAUACCGAUGUACCAAUGACUUCAAAAACAUUGACUUUUAAAUGCAUAUAAGGGAGAAAGGGAGAAAAAGAGAGAGCGAGAGAGAGAGAGAGAGAGAAUGGAGGACUGCAAGUUAGUGGAAAAGAAUACUUGAAGGAGAAAUGAAGAUAGCACAAGAACAAGGUGCCACUGUUCCUGACUUGGAUUUCACAUUCAUGCACUUUGCACUAUCUUGUUUUCUCUGAAAUGCUGUCAUACUCUCACCCACAAAUCACAGUGUUUGGUUCAGAAACUCAAAGUCACAGUUGGUUUACUUUGGCUCUCAAUAUAGGCCUAUUUAUACUUCGGUCAUGUGCACUCAAAUGUGUGCUCACAGCAGAU
Molecule: messenger RNA, 870 nt
Organism: Pygocentrus nattereri (red-bellied piranha)
Lineage: Eukaryota; Metazoa; Chordata; Actinopteri; Characiformes; Serrasalmidae
Gene: prok1
Product: prokineticin 1
Exons: 3
Coding region: 234-551 (105 amino acids)
Source: RefSeq, a predicted model, not a curated record